AUGAGGCUCGCCAAUCAGCUAGAAUCCACAGACAUGGCAAGAAGCUACAGGACCCUCAGGAGAAGUUCUCUGCGGGGGCUUGGCUCUGGAGCUGAGCAGGUGCGAGUGGUUACGUGGGCUGCUCUGAGCGCCUGUGAGGAGAGCGAGCCUGGGCGAGCUUGGAAGCCACGCCAUGCGGUGGAUGGGCAGCAGACACCCAGAGGUGCCGCUAUGAUAAGCAAGUAUGUGGCUGUGGCGGCUGUGGCAGCUGCGGUGGCUGUGGCGGCUGCGGUGGCUGCGGCUGUGGUGGCUGUGGUGGCUGUGGAGGCUGCGGUGGCUGUGGAGGCUGCGGUGGCUGUGGUGGCUGUGGAGGCUGCGGUGGUUGUGGUGGCUGCAACAGCUGCACCACCUGCAGGUGCUACCGGGUCGGCUGCUGUGGCUGUGGCUGUGGCUGCUGUGGCUGUGGUUGCUGUGGCUGUUGCAAGCCUGUGCUGGUCUACUGCUGCCGCCGCUCCUGCUGCCGCUCCUGUGGCUGUGGCUCCUGUGGCUGCGGCUGCGGCUGUGGGAAGGGCUGUUGCCAGCAGAAGUGCUGCUGCCAGCAGAAGUGUGGCUGCAAGAAGCAGUGCUGCUGCUAGCUCGGCUGCUGGCCUCCUGGCCUCAGGGCAGGUGAUGACUAUUGGAACUGAUGUUUUGGCAACACAGGUUGCAAACUACAGAAAAGUCUGA
Molecule: messenger RNA, 705 nt
Organism: Apodemus sylvaticus (European woodmouse)
Lineage: Eukaryota; Metazoa; Chordata; Mammalia; Rodentia; Muridae
Product: antifreeze protein Maxi-like
Exons: 4
Coding region: 1-705 (234 amino acids)
Source: RefSeq, a predicted model, not a curated record